AUGGGAGUAGGCGAGCUAUCCGCAUUGAACGCCAUAGCUGGUGCCUUUGCGGAGUACGUUCCCAUCAUCCAUGUCAUUGGAAAACCAAGCAGAGAAGCACAGAAGAACAAAUUGUGUGUACACCAUAGCCUGGGAGAUGGCCAAUUCGACGUGUUUGAAGAAAUGAGCCGCAAGGUGUCUUGCCUGACUGUCAGCAUCGACGAUGUCCAGACGGCGCCAGCACUGAUUGACGAGGCUAUACGAUCUUGCUGGGUCCAGAGUCGGCCUGUUUCAAUCUACAUUCCCUGUGAUAUGUUCCGUCUUCCAAUACCUUGUCAUACAUUGCGCAAACAGCCAAUGUUGAGCCGAGAAUUGCCACUCGACAACGUUCGCGCAUUCGAGCAGCUGGUAGACAUGGCGACGAAAGAAAUUCGGCAAGCGACCAACCCAGUCAUCCUGGUCGGUGGAUAUGGAAUACAGAAUGGAGCAAAGCAGGAGCUCGAAGACUUCUUGAACCAAGUCCGCUUUCCUCUGUUUGCCGCCGGCUCAGGGCUGGCAAUGGUUGAUUCCAGGCUUCCUCACUAUAUUGGGCUAUAUGUGGGCUCAUGCUCUAGUCCGCAAGCUUCGAAGAUAAUGGGUUCCGCGGAUCUGGUAAUUUGCAUAGGAAACAUUCAGUCUGAUCUCAGUACUUCCGGGUUUAGCGGAUUUGUCGAUCAUUCGAAGUUGAUUGAGAUCGAGAGGACAAAAUCUCAGGUCAAGGGCCGGGUCUUUGAAAGAGUGCAUGUCAACAACGUGCUCAAAGCGCUAACAUCAAAACUAUGCACAUCCUCACAUCUUGCCAUUAGACAUGUAUGUGUCGAUAGCAGUCUACACAGUGGGGUAACCAAAGGUGUUGCUCAAAUUGAGACAUCGGUUACUUCAGUGGGACAGGAAACGAUGCUCAAAUCCGGGCUACGACUUUUGAAAAGCAUUCAGAGCUCUGUCAAUCCGUUCCAAUAUUUUUGGACGAAGGCCACACACGAGACUGACUAUGCCGUUGAAAAGUCAAACCUAAUCACACAUGACUGGCUCUGGACGAGCUUGGGGAAAUGGCUUCGAGCUGGUGACAUCAUAUUAACAGAAACAGGUACUUCAAGUUUUGGAAUAUGGAAUACCACCAUGCCGCCUGACAGUAUCUUCAUGGCCCAGUACCUCUGGUCGAGCAUUGGCUACACAGUAGGAGCCUGUCAAGGAGCAGCCCAGGCCGCUCGGGACUCAGCCAACGCCCAAAGACGCACCAUCCUCUUCAUUGGAGAUGGCAGUCUUCAAUGUGGAUGCCAAGAGCUAAGCACUAUCAUUCGACAAGGACUCAAGCCAAUCAUGUGA
This is a messenger RNA of Penicillium brevicompactum, 1344 nucleotides long. RefSeq names its product pyruvate decarboxylase. NCBI's taxonomy places the organism in Eukaryota, Fungi, Ascomycota, Eurotiomycetes, Eurotiales, Aspergillaceae. Gene Ontology annotation, molecular function: thiamine pyrophosphate binding; carboxy-lyase activity; magnesium ion binding. Bases 1 to 1344 code for a protein of 447 amino acids. The record is from RefSeq and is a predicted model, not a curated record. The transcript has a single exon.